GCGGUUUCUCGGAAGGUGAUGUAAUUCGCCAGACACCUUGCAGACCAAGACGGCGAGGACUCACGACUCAGGUGCGUGGACAAGGAUGGUCGGCAGGACAAGACCGACUUGUCUUAGCUUCUUUCUGACCAACUUGUCUUAGCUUCUUUCUGACCAACUUGUCUUAGCUUCUGACCGACUGGAGUCCCGCGUCCACCGCAGCGAGCAUGAAGAAGCAACACAGUCCCAGCAAGCGGCAGAAAGACUUGCCCCCGGCGGCGUGUUUGGGCGGCGGCGAGGUGAGCGUCCAGCAACUCAAUCAGCUUCUGUCUCACGGCAGCGGCGUCUACAGCCUCCCCAAGCAGCACUGCAACCACGUCUUCCCCAACAUCUACGUCGGAAACGCGUUCGUGGCCCAGAAUGCAAUGCGUCUGCAGAAACUGGGCGUGACCCACGUGCUGAACAUGGCGGAGGGCACCUCCUUCAUGCACGUCAACACCAGCGCCGACUUCUACGCCGGCACCGGCAUCGAGUACCACGGCAUCAAGGCCAACGACACGGAGCACUUUGACCUCAGUGCCUUCUUUGAGGAGGGGGCCGACUUCAUCGACAAGGCGCUCGCACACAACAACGGCAAAGGCAAGGUGUACGUGCACUGCAGAGAAGGCUACAGCCGCUCGCCCACCAUGGUGGUGGCUUACCUCAUGCUGCGCCACAGGAUGGACGUCCGGCAGGCGGUGGCCACCGUGCGACUGAAGCGGGAGAUCGGCCCCAACGACGGCUUCCUGCGCCUGCUGUGCCAACUCAACCAGACGCUGGCCAAGGAGGGCCGGCUGGACGGCGAGACCAGCACCCCGGCUUCUCUCAUUGCGCGCCAUCUGAUGCCCUCUGAUGCCAUCUGAUGCCAUCUGAUGCCCUCUGAUGCCAUCUGAUGCCAUCUGAUGCCCUCUGAUGCCCUCUGAUGCCAUCUGAUGCCCUCUGAUGUCCUCUGAUGCCCUCUGAUGCCCUCUGAUGUCCUCUGAUGCCCUCUGAUGCCAUCUGAUGCCCUCUGAUGCCCUCUGAUGCCCUCUGAUGCCAUCUGAUGCCAUCUGAUGCCCUCUGAUGCCAUCUGAUGCCCUCUUAUGCCAUCUGAUGCCAUCUGAUGCCCUCUGAUGCCAUCUGAUGCCCUCUUAUGCCAUCUGAUGCCAUCUGAUGCCCUCUGAUGCCCUCUGAUGCCCUCUGAUGCCCUCUGAUGCCAUCUGAUGCCCUCUGAUGCCAUCUGAUGCCCUCUGAUGCCAUCUGAUGCCAUCUGAUGCCAUCUGAUGCCAUCUGAUGCCCUCUGAUGCCCUCUGAUGCCAUCUGAUGCCAUCCGAUGCCAUCUGACCUCCCACAGAGCCAAACUACUUCAAGCAUUCCGUCUCGUUGAGAAGUUAAGGUUCCCAGCACAAUCAUUCCCAGAGACGCCACUGCCGCCAGUGACCAGAGGAAUCCCAAAAGUCCAAAUCUACGCCACUCAAUCAACUUUUCUUGGCUCGCUGGCACACGCCAUCUCGCCACCCUGGAGGUCCACAAGGUCGACUUUACAAAUCUCCACUACAGGUCAGGGGUGUCCAAACUUUUUCCACUCAACAAUGAAAGUAUUUUGGGCCAUUUUGUUCUUUUCAUUUUCAAACCCAAUGCAAUAUAUUGAUUUUAUAGCCCGACCACUCAUGAAAAUGUUCAAAAUGAGUCAUUAUUUACAUAUUUAUUAUUAUUUAACGCUAACAUCUCGAGAUCAACUUUAAUUUUAACUUCAGAUCUGUAUGUCAAUAUAAAGUUAAAAAAACAUACUCAUAUGUUUGAUGCCCUUUUUGUCAAUAUAAACCCAGUUUGGUUCUAGCAAAAACACAAUGUGCAAUAUUUCCCCCCAAAAAGUGGAAUAUUUGAUGUGAAUUAAACAGGUCAAUCAUUCAAAAAACAUAAAAACAGAUCCCCGGUCAUAAAAGUGUAAAAAAAAAAAAAAAAAAAAAAAAAAAAGUUAUGCAUUUUUUUUCUUUCAGCUCUUAAAGCCUCACUUUACAACUUUCACUUUUGGUUGAUUUGCCAGAAAAAUACCACAUUUCCCAUGAUGCCUAGCGCAUGUAGCGUCACACUGACAGGAUGUAGUAUUGUCACAGAUAUUCUGCCUCCUGUGGCUGAUAUUAAAAAGCAGACAGUAUCAUGUCAUGGGAUCGUUCUACAAACAUGACGCUACUACCAAGAAUGUACCGGGGCAGAUGCAGGUCCCAAGCAAAGAAGAGUUUUUUUCCAAGGAAGUAGUAGUGGAACGAUCAGGCUGGUGGCUAUUUAUUGCUACCACGCACAUUUCAGAUUGCUAAGAUUAGCAUGAUUUUGAUGUGAGCACAGGAAGUCACUUCCUAGUCCAGCAGGAAGAUCAGCAUCACUCUGAAAUUCCUGUCCUCUCAGCAAUGUUGAUCCUGACUCUAAGCUCUGAUUUUCUUUUUGGUCUCCUCGGACAAAACUUUUCCUUUCUUUGGUUGUUUCGGAGUUUCGGCCAUGAGAGCAGUAGUUAGACGUAGGAGUUUUUCUUCUUUUAGGUUUCUGUCGGCACGCAGGCGGUCCAUCGACCUCCAUCUUUCUAAUGAAAGCAAGUCAGCACAUUUGUAGUUUUUUUGUGUGUCAGGGUUCCUGCCCCCUUCCUCAAAGUGCCAGUAAAAGCCAUACAGACCCCUUCAGGCCAUGAUAAAACUAGUUGUAUCAUCCCAAAAGUUCCAAAAUAUGUUGAAAAAAGUAUUUUAGUGCAGCUUUAAGUCUCCAAUUCAGCUUCAGAAUUAUCCAUCGAUUUUUAAAAAAGAUUACCAUUUUUCAUUUAAAAAAAAAAACACAACUUUAUAUUCUUUAUGGGAUACCCACAAAAACAAUUCAAAUUAGAAUGUUUGAUGUGAAGUAAUUGGAGCCUUGACUAUUUUCAACAAUUCAUAAAAACAUUGAUUUUGACUUAUUAUUUUGUGAGCAAUGACAGUUUUAAAGGUAAAAAAACAAAACGCUUUGUUAUUAAAGUCAACAUGGAAACUUG
Messenger RNA from Nerophis ophidion (straightnose pipefish), 3013 nucleotides. RefSeq names its product dual specificity protein phosphatase 3-like. Lineage: Eukaryota; Metazoa; Chordata; Actinopteri; Syngnathiformes; Syngnathidae. Gene Ontology annotation, biological process: protein dephosphorylation; negative regulation of MAPK cascade. The record is from RefSeq and is a predicted model, not a curated record. Gene Ontology annotation, molecular function: MAP kinase phosphatase activity; protein tyrosine/serine/threonine phosphatase activity. Gene Ontology annotation, cellular component: cytoplasm. The transcript is spliced from 4 exons. Bases 207 to 881 code for a protein of 224 amino acids.